AUGAGUGGAUCAGCUCAUUGCAGGGAAGUAGAAUGGAUUUGUAAACAUUGCACCCUCAAGAACAAGACCUUCCGGAAACGAUGUGCUGCAUGUUACCAACAACGAAUUCAUACCGAUGUCUCUAUAACGGAGAACGGUAGAACGGUCAAUGGAUGGACGUGCACGCAUUGUCAGCAUGACAACACUGUAAACGAUCAAUCAUGUAUAAUGUGUUCUAAAAAGAACACGCCACGGGCAAGGCUUGUUUAUCAAGAGGAAGAAUUUAAAGUUGAAUCGUGGCAAUGCAAUAGUUGUACAUACCUAAAUCCAGAGAUAUUACACAUGUGUGAGGUCUGUGAAAAUCCAAGGGACUGGACGGCGGAAAAUAUCGGAAAUGCUGAAGGUAUUACUGCAAGCGAUAAAGGAAAGAGAAAAGACAGAAACGAUAAAAAGCUGUUUGACAAAGAGAAAGAUGGUAAAAUGAAAAUUGGGAAGGAUAAGGGAAAGGAUGACAAAAUCACAAUCGGGAAGGAGAAAGAUAAAAUAAGCAAAGGGCCAAGUAAUGAUAUUUCGAGUAAACAAAAUGACAAAGACAGCCCAAGACAAAAUCCACAUAAAAAAGACAGGAAACGAAUCGAAAUUCUGGAUCAUGGAGAAAAGUGGCGAUGUAAAACUUGUACAUUCUUAAAUUCCCAAUUAAUGACGGAAAAAUGUGAAAUGUGUGACAGUGUUCGACCAUCUUCGAUUGCGCAAGCGCAGUCUCUUUCUCGAUCGGCAAAGAGGCAGCGUCUUCAACAACAAAAGAGCAUGUGCGUUGUUGACUUAGAAAAGAGAGAAGAAAGAGAGGCUAUGAAAAGAUGGAUCAGCAUCACGACCUAUUGUAGAGAGAAAAAGAUAAAAUUCAUCGACGCCGAUUUUCCUCAUAAUAUGACGUCGCUCUUUUCAAAACCAAAACAAGAUGGAAGUAAUCCACAAUGGCGUCGUUGCCAUGACAUCAGUACCGACACCCCGGUCGAGAAAUGGGUAGUGUAUCGAGAAAAUCCCAUUCCUGACGAUAUCCAGCAAGGUUAUCUUGGCAACUGUUGGUACCUCAGUGCGCUAGCCGUUCUUGCGGAUCGAAAGGAGUUACUAGAGAAAAUCAUACUCACGAAAACGUUUUGUCAGGAGGGUGCAUAUCAUUUACGUUUGUGCAAAGAUGGCUACUGGAAAAUAGUUUUGGUCGACGAUGUAUUUCCAUGUGAUUCUAGCAACCGUCUUUUGUACUCAAGGGGAAAACGGAAACAGCUGUGGGUUCCUCUGAUCGAGAAAGCUGCCGCCAAACUGUUUGGAUGUUACGAAGCUCUGACGUCAGGACACACUGUUGAAGCUCUGUCGCUUCUCACUGGGGAACCUUGUGAACAUAUAAGUUUUAAGGAAACUGCAGAAGGUGAUAAGGAGACAGACAAAGUGAUUGUCUGGUCAAAACUCGUAAAUGCAAGAGAGUCGAAAUUUCUUAUGGGUACGUCAUGUUGUCCACAAAAAGAUGUCGACGAAGGCCAUUACAAAAAGAUGGGACUUGUCUGUUACCAUGCAUACUCUCUACUAGACGUUCAGGAUAUUCAAGGAAAUCAACUGGUAAGGUUAAGAAACCCUUGGGGACGAGAAUCCUGGAAUGGGGACUGGUCCGAUACGUCACAGAAAUGGUCAACUGUCAGCGCUUCCUCGAAAACAUCACUGAACCCAACUGAAAACAAGAAAGGAGUAUUUUGGAUGUGUUUGGAAGAAUAUAUGAAAUACUUUGGCGGUGUUGACAUCUGCAAGGUUAGGUCAGACUGGCAUGAACUACGUAUCAAAGGAGUGUUCCCGCCAAAUGCCGGAAAACCAUGGAAAUUUGUAAACUUAUCCCUUCUUGAGAGGACUCAGCUAGACAUUGGACUUUUCCAAAAAAGCCACAGGGGACAGGAAGGACCUGAGACCACAUUGGAUCUGCUGAUCGUUAUCAUGGAGAAUGACAUGGUGGGAUCGAAGGUAUUUAAGAGAGUGGUGAAAACAAGUCAGAGGUGCCAGAGGAGCUUUGUUGGUUGUGAAGUAGAUCUAAAUCCUGGCUACUAUACCAUAGCGUGUCUGGCCUUCAAACACUGGCAAACAGCUGACCACAGUGGACACUCACUGAUAGAUGAAGAACUGCUUGACCGGGACUUCGUAAUGUCGUUACACAGCUCUCAGAUGAUUCUAUCAGAGGAAAUCGACAGCGGGAUUCCUCUCUACCGUACAGCUCUCGCUGAUAUUCUCAUCCAAACGGCAAUUCAGAAAGGCACACGAAAGGAGCAUGGUCAAGACGGAUUGGCGACGUACGAGUUAUGGUGGCACGGAGCCAUCUUUGUUCUUGAAAACACGAGUUCUAAGCUAUUUGGCAGCUUGAAGUGCGAUGUGUCCAAAAGUACGUACAUCACUUCAACCAGAGGUGCAUUUGUGACUAUAGACUGCUUACCACCAAGACACAGACAAGUGACAACAGUCCUGACGCCACAGGAUGCCAGGAUUGCAUCAAACACGUCUUGGCUGUUUACUUACUCAAUGAGCACUAAACCUGAUCUGGAGAAACAGUUUGGCUGUCCAAAAGGAAUACGUCACGUACCAGACAUAACACGACAACUGGAGGCUCUACAUUCCCCUCGGCCUAUAGUAUAA
Molecule: messenger RNA, 2649 nt
Organism: Ylistrum balloti
Lineage: Eukaryota; Metazoa; Mollusca; Bivalvia; Pectinida; Pectinidae
Product: calpain-D-like
Exons: 12
Coding region: 1-2649 (882 amino acids)
Biological process (GO): proteolysis
Cellular component (GO): cytoplasm
Molecular function (GO): calcium-dependent cysteine-type endopeptidase activity
Source: RefSeq, a predicted model, not a curated record